Molecule: messenger RNA, 1768 nt
Organism: Mizuhopecten yessoensis (Yesso scallop)
Lineage: Eukaryota; Metazoa; Mollusca; Bivalvia; Pectinida; Pectinidae
Exons: 5
Coding region: 333-1229 (298 amino acids)
Source: RefSeq, a predicted model, not a curated record
AACAUCAUAAUUCAAACUUAAAAGGGUACAAGGGAAUAUACCCAGGUGUUCCGGAAAGGUAAGCGGCUUUUGUUUAUCGAUGACACCCGCCAUGUCAAUAUAAGUCGAAUUCAAGUACUUUUAUGUACUAAUACCGAUAACUCGGACAGCGACAAUAGAACCACAAGCAAUCUAUUGAGCUAGGACGCUGUGUGUAUGGAAAUGUUGCUUUGUAUUCAAAGGUUCGUGGGAAAGGAGAGGAACGUUUACUUGACGUUAUACAGUCUCUUCAGAAGAGCCAGGAUGAACACCCUGAACAAACGCUGACGUGUCACGGACAAUGUUUUAAGGAAAUGUGUGAAUCAGCUUUGUCUUUGCUGAGGACCAGGGAUUGGACCGUAGCUUGGGAGAGGUUGGAUGAUGUGCCGGGUGAAAUACAUCAAUUAGGAACGAUCACUGAGGAUAUGUUUCUACGGUCACUGGAAACGAAACAAGUGCAGACAAAAUACAUUCGAUUGAUGAUAGUAGGAGAUGUAGGGGUUGGGAAAACAACACUAUGUUUAAACCUGAUUGACGAAAAAGAAGCUGUCUGCCCUACAGACGGAAUAAACGUGUUUAUUCAAAAUUACCUAGUUGAUAUGAAAACAGGAAAAUGGCGGAAACUCUCAAAUGAAGAUAUACAUAACCUUCCAACGAAGCUACUGUCUACAGUAUGUAGAGCAGAAACAACGACCGAAAACAAAAACAACGCAGAAACAACGACCGGAAACAGAAACAUCGCAAAAACAACAAGUGAAGAAGAGGAGAUAGGAACUGAAAUAGAGUACAGUGACUCACAAAAGCAAGAAUCAGAUGGUCCAUCCCCUCCAGACAAAAGGCGAAGGUUAGAUUCAGAGAAAAUGAGAAAUGCCCUAAAAGGAGUCAACACAAGUGGUGUCAUUAAAGAUGACGAUGCUUUCCUUUCCGUUUGGGAUUUUGCUGGUGACGAGAUCUACGAGGCAACACAUCAUAUUUUUAUGAGCCCUGACGCUGUGUACAUCAUUGUGUUCAACUCGGCAGCAUGCCUAGCAGAGGAAAGUCACCUGGAUAAGUUAUAUACCUGGCAGGAAGUCAUCAGAACAUAUUCAACGAGCUCCGUUGAAAAAGAGGCCACCAACAAGACGCCCCCAAUAAUAAUCGUUGGGACCCAUUUGGACAAAAUAGGCAGUUCAGUAUGUGUUAUAUAUGUAAGAUGUAGCCUAACGCAAUGACUCAUUCUUCGUAGAUCUCACCCAUUCAAUGUUUUUGUAAAGAGAAACUUCAGAAUCCGAUUUCCUUUUCUCUCAAAUGAAAAUCUUUAUAACACAAUAUCGUUUUAUUUUAGCACGUUGAUGAACAAAAAUUAACAGGUGACAUAGAAUGCUUGAUUAAUCUAAGGGUAGAUGUCACUUUUAAUUACUGGUUUAUAAAAGGAACACUGAAGUAAGAUAACAAAAUAAUCAAAACAAACAAUCAACACCGCCUGAUCUAUAAACAUUUCUCAUACAUUUUUAUUCUAAAUUGAUACCAGCAUUACUGUUUUUGAAGAACGUAUAUAGCUCUGUUUAGGUAUUUCCAAAUUUGCCUUCGGUAAGUAAGAAUGGAUUAUAUACAUGUCCGAAUAGCAGCACCAGCGAUAUUCUUGUUUGUGACGUUUCGAUUAUUACCGGGCCUUAAACAACGCUAACGACCCAGUUGGUUCGAUCUCGUAGUCCUUUUAUUUUAGGGCUUAACCCGAGCAAACAACCCUGAAAAUACAAAUACAAAUAAA